Rhodamnia argentea is the source of this 1156-nucleotide messenger RNA. Its product is annotated as transcription factor MYB8-like. The transcript has 3 exons. The record is from RefSeq and is a predicted model, not a curated record. Lineage: Eukaryota; Viridiplantae; Streptophyta; Magnoliopsida; Myrtales; Myrtaceae. The coding region runs from base 65 to 1156 and encodes 363 amino acids.
GUUGCCCUGCCCUUGUUUCCCUUCCCUUCCCUUCUGUUCUUCUCGAAUCACUGCUUGUGCCCCAAUGCCGCCGAAGAGAGAGCGGCCGGCCACGGAAGAGCUCACAAAAGGGCCAUGGACAGCGGUGGAGGACGAGGUACUGAUGGAGUACGUUCAGGAGCACGGUGAGGGUGAGUGGAACCGCGUCAGGCUCCUCACUGGCAUUCCACGGAGCGGCAAGAGCUGCCGCCUCCGCUGGCUCAACCACCUCCGCCCCGACCUCAAGAAGGGCUCCUUCUCCCACGAAGAGGAGCGGCUGGUCCUGGAGCUCCACGCCAUCCACGGCAACAAGUGGUCGCUCAUAGCCUCCCAGUUGCCCGGACGCACGGAUAACGACAUCAAGAACUUCUGGAACACGAGGGCCAAGCGGCAUGAAAGUGCUGGCUGGCCGCUGUACCUUCCUGACAUACCAGAGGCGAAUCCGAGCACGGGCCACGCACCGAUCGCUGGCCAAACUACUUGCUUCUCACCGAGCCCUAAUUUCCAUGGGAGAAACAGUCUAGUUCCUCCAGGUUUUGUGCAGCCCAAUGGCAAUGCCGCACUUGUACACGUCCCAGGAGCGACGUCCACUUUUCUCCGAGGAGGCAGUAGUCUCAUAAGGGAUCUGCCGCCUCUCAUUCAGUAUGCUGAUCGGAGCAGUGAGAUGAUUGCUGCACCAGGUUUCUCGCCUCUGCAUAGUGCUGAUCUUGGAGCCUAUCGCCAUAUGCCCUCCGGAACUCGUUAUCUCCCUUCUUUCAGACCCGUUUUCGGGACUACAAUGCCGGAGCUCUUUUCAGGCCAGCAUUUACAAACAGGACAAGCUAGUCGGGGUGAACCAGCCUCUCUGCCCCUGCACCAGAUUGUUGAUACCAAACAGCAUCCACAUCAAUUUGCGGCAGGAAAUUCUCUUUUUCCAAGCUUUGGCCUACUACAAUCGCCAUCAAAAACUACAAACAGAGGUUCAGAUCCACUAUGUAACGAAAUCCGCACUGAGGGUCAAUCUGCGUGGCCAGCAUUCAUAGAGCAAGCUCCUGACAGCAGAGAAUCGUCAGUUGAACCUGAUUUGAAUCCUGAAGCAUGUUGCGGGAAUGCAACUUGGCCCGAUGCUCUACUUGGACAGCGCCGGUUUUUUCCCUGA